Knipowitschia caucasica is the source of this 270-nucleotide messenger RNA. The record is from the annotation of a GenBank genome assembly. NCBI's taxonomy places the organism in Eukaryota, Metazoa, Chordata, Actinopteri, Gobiiformes, Gobiidae.
AUGAGGCGCAGACCCAAGACACACCUCCCUCUUCUGCGCAUCUCCUUCUUAUCACGGCAGCAUACUUUAUACUAUAGCCGCAUCUUGAAACGAGAACAAAAUGUAAAACGCAAUGAGGGGCAUUCUCCCCCGGAGCAGGUGCAUCGCAGGAUGCGCCUCUGCGUUCGUCCAGCAGGAGCUGCGGAUGGUGCUUUUGCCAUAACACCGCGUCCGAUCAACUCUCUGGCAGUACGGUUGGUGUUGAUCACGAAUCCGGCUGAAGGGUGCUGA